UGGUGCUCCCGGACAACGCUGGCGCCGCCCGGGGCCGUCAUUCUGUGGUCUGCAAUGGCGGACUCGGUUCCAUGUGUGGGUGUGCUGGGGUUGCUACUUGUGUCUGCACUGCCCGGGGUCCUCGGAGACCGCUCCAGCCCCGACCUCCGGGCACACCCAGGAGACCCCUUCCAGGUCGGCCCUGAGGCCGCGGAACCCCGGCGACGGCCGCCGCCCAAGGACCAGCGCGAGCGGGCCCGGGCCGGGGCUCUGCCUCUGGGGGCGCUGUACACCGCAGCUGUCGUGGCUUUUGUGCUGUACAAGUGUUUGCAGCAGGGGAAAGAUGAGAAUGCUGUUCUUCAAGAGGAGGCAGGCAAGAAAGAAUCACUGCAGUCAGAGCAACAGUUGGCCCAGUUGACACAACAGCUGGCCCAGACAGAGCAACACCUGAACAAUCUGAUGGCCCAGCUGGACCCCCUUUUUGAGCGUGUGACUACCCUGGCUGGAGCCCAGCAGGAGCUUCUGAACAUGAAGCUUCAGACCAUCCACCAGCUGCUACAAGAGAGCAAGCCAAACAAGGGUGUGGAGGUUCCAGAACCAGGAAUAUUCCUGAUCUUUCCCCUCACAGAGGCCAGCAUACCCUUUCCUGAGGACUUAUGUAUAGAGGAGGAGGAGGAGGAGGCUGGUGACAGUCAGGCCUGGGAGGAGCCCUUGAACUGGAGCACAGAGACAAGGAACCUAGCUCCUCCCUGGGAAGUGGAGCAGGGGCUAAGGAGAAGAUGCAGCAAGGCUGUGGGAAGGGCCGCGGCCCCAGUCCCCGCCUGGGAGGAGGAACGACAGCUGAAGGUUUAGUAAAACAAAGUCUGUUCUUGUGACUGGA
Messenger RNA from Panthera uncia (snow leopard), 859 nucleotides. It is a transcript of the gene CCDC107, whose product is annotated as coiled-coil domain containing 107. Lineage: Eukaryota; Metazoa; Chordata; Mammalia; Carnivora; Felidae. The transcript has 6 exons. The record is from RefSeq and is a predicted model, not a curated record. Bases 55 to 831 code for a protein of 258 amino acids.